Molecule: messenger RNA, 390 nt
Organism: Angiostrongylus costaricensis
Lineage: Eukaryota; Metazoa; Nematoda; Chromadorea; Rhabditida; Metastrongylidae
Source: the annotation of a GenBank genome assembly
ACAAACGAAAGGACAGUGUUGCUUUUUUAUUUACUACCUGCUACAAUUUUCACGGCAGAGUAUUAUGCGAAAUUAACCACAAUGGUGCUGAGAUAUUUGCAAAACUCAAGACCACGGGUGUCUACCUACAGUGGGGAUCGAACGUGCUACUGUCUUUUCCGAGGAUACGAUUUGUCUCGUGAUAAAGUAUUAGAUGUGUCCGAGUUUGUACCGCUUGCCUACGAAAUCAGCAGAAAGCCUGUGGAUGCGACCGAACAGAUCUUUAGGCGUAUGGAUCUAAACAACGACCGCACCGUUGAUGCUUCGGAAAUUGCGGUUGCUAGGAAAGCAUACGAUUCAGGGUUGGUUCCGAUUUUUGGUCUUGUUAGCAUUAUUUUUUUACACUAUUAA